Lagenorhynchus albirostris (white-beaked dolphin) is the source of this 1363-nucleotide messenger RNA. RefSeq names its product paraneoplastic antigen-like protein 5. Bases 1 to 1344 code for a protein of 447 amino acids. The transcript has a single exon. The record is from RefSeq and is a predicted model, not a curated record. NCBI's taxonomy places the organism in Eukaryota, Metazoa, Chordata, Mammalia, Artiodactyla, Delphinidae.
AUGCCUGUGAAUCUGUUGGAGGAUUGGUGCAAAGGCAUGGACCUGGACCCCAGGAAGGCCCUGCUGAUCGUGGGCAUUCCUGUGGAGUGUAGUGAAGAGGAAAUUAAAGAGACCCUGAAGGCGGGCUUACAGCCACUGUGUGCCUACGGGGUGCUGGGCAGAAUGUUCAGAAGGGAAGACAGCUCUAAGGCAGUUCUCAUUGGAUUGGCCGACCAGGUCAAUUACGCUACGGUGCCGAGUCAGAUCCCAGGAAAGGGAGGUACCUGGGAAGUGGUGGUGAAGCCCCGUAGCCCGGAUGAUGAACUUAUCAACAGACUGAACCACUUCCUGAAAGCUGAGGGCCGGAGAAUGGUAGAUGUGGUCAAAACCCUGGGGUAUAGCACUCGCCCCGAGCAGGGACAGCCAAAAGGCUUGGCCCAAGUCAGGCCGCCAGACCCGCAGCCUCUGCAAGAAAGCAUGUGGUACCGAAAACUGAAGGUGUUUUCGGGAAGCACUUCCCCAGGCCCGGGCGAAGAGAACUUUGAAGCCUGGCUAGAGCAGGUGACUCAGAUGAUGCAGAUGUGGCGGGUGUCUGAGGUAGAGAAGCAGCGGCGUUUGCUGGAGAGCUUGCGCGGCCCCGCCCUGUCCAUCGUGCGGAUGCUCCGGGCCAACAGUGGCUCCAUGACCGUGGCGCAGUGCCUGGACGCCCUGAAGCAGAUCUUCGGGAAUAAAGAGAACUAUAGAACCGCACGCUUUCAGUUGCUCCAGACCUUGCAGAAGCCCGGAGAGAAAGUCUCUGCCUUCUUGCUACGGCUAGAGCCCGUGCUGCAGAACGCUGUGCGGCACAGCCCCUUGCCGGUGAGAAGCGCAGACAUGAUUCGCCUGAAAUACAUCCUAGCCCAGGCCCACGUGAGCACCGGCCUCCGGGACAAGCUCAUGGUCUUGGAUCAGCGAGGCUGUGCGCCCCCCUUCCUGGAGUUGAUGCAGCUCGUUCGAGACGUGGAGGAGUGGCAGACCGCCGCGGCAGUGACCAGGGAGAAGCAGAGGCAGGUAGGAGGGGGCCACAGGGCCUCUGGCACCCAGGUAGUGGCAGAAACCAGAGUCCCGGUCCGUCCGGUCAUGGUGCGGGCAGGGCGGUUCCAUGACAGCAGCACUCAGACCGUCCAGGAAGGGGCUACCCUGUCACUGAAGCGCAAGCGGGUGCCACGCUGCCGCGAGACUGGGGAGGAAGGCCACAGCCAGGCCGCGUGUCCUAGGGCCGAGGACCAGCCCCCGGCAAAGCAGGCGCCUCAGCCCGCAGCAGAAGAGUCGGGAAACGAGAUGCGGGCUGGGGCCGGGAGCCACCCCAGGCCCCAGGAAGCAUAGGCUCAAGAUACGCAGGCAC